Messenger RNA from Striga hermonthica, 822 nucleotides. NCBI's taxonomy places the organism in Eukaryota, Viridiplantae, Streptophyta, Magnoliopsida, Lamiales, Orobanchaceae. The record is from the annotation of a GenBank genome assembly.
AUGAGUUUCAAUAUUUACAUUUUCCCUCACAUUUUGUUUGGGUGUUUGCUACUAUCUUCUCUUCUAUCCACCGUAGACUCCAAUGCACUUGAAGUAGAGGAUGAAUCUCCAUUUUCCUAUGACUUGGGAGCUGAAAAUGGGCCACAAAACUGGGGCAAUUUGCACCCGAAUUGGACUCUAUGUGCAACCGGACAAAGCCAGUCCCCAGCUAACAUUGUUGAUUACACAGUGAUUAAUCGGUCCUCAUUUGGUGAUUUAAGAGUAGAUUAUAAACCGGCUCAAGCUAGAAUUAGAAACAAGGGACACUCUAUAGAGGUAGAAUGGACAGGUGAUGCUGGUGGGAUCUUCAUUAAGGGGAGUGGGUUUAAAUUACUACAAUGCCAUUGGCAUAUUCCUUCUGAGCACACAUUAAAUGGAGUUAGAUUCAAUAUGGAGCAGCACAUUGUUCACAACAAUUCUGCAGGAGAUAUUGCUGUAAUUGGCAUCCUGUACAAGAUAGGAUGGCCUGAUUAUUUCCUCUCAAGGAUUACUCCAUAUCUAAAGUCAACUAAUAGAGAAGGAACUAAUAUUGGGACAGUUGAUCCAAGGAGUAUAAAUUUUGCAGCCAAACCAGAAUAUUACAGAUAUAAUGGCUCCCUUACAACUCCUCCAUGCUCAGAAAAUAUCACUUGGACAAUAUUUAAGAUGGUAAGAACAGCCUCAGCACAACAAAUAAGGGCACUAAGGGAUGCAGUUAAUGAUGGAAAUACAGGAAACGCGAGGCCAAUUCAGGCACUGAAUGGGAGACCUGUAUAUCUGCUUCAACCAAGACAUUUUCUCUGA